AUGAAGACUGUUCUCAUUGCCGCUCUCGCCGCCUCGGCAUAUGGCGCCGCCGUCUCCUCCACCUGGGCUGACUGGGACCCGUCCAAGCUCACUACCACGACCACCACCACCACCCCCGCCAAGGCCACCACCACCAGCAUCGACUGGGCUGACUGGGAAGCGUCCAAGAGCAGCACCGCCUCUACCACCAGCAGCAAGCCCGUGAAGGCCGCCACCACCUCGUCGACCAGCUCCAUCAACUGGGCCGACUGGGAAGCCUCCAAGACCUCCACCUCCAGCAAGGCUGCCGCCGCUACUACGACCUCCAGCAUCAACUGGGCCGACUGGGAGGCGUCCAAGUCGUCGACCAGCAGCACCCCUGCCGCCGCCGUCACCACCUCCACUAGCUACACUUGGGGUGACUGGACCACGAGCACUUCCGCCACCCCCGUGGCCCCUGCUUCCAGCAGCUGGGGAACCCCCGUCGCUGCCGCCUCGGCCUCCAGCUCCGGCUGGGGUGUUGCCGACUACACCGGCGCCCCCGUCGCUCCUGCCACCUUCACCGGCGCUGCUGCUCUGCCCAAGGUCGAGCUCGGUGUCCUGGCCCUCAUGGGUCUCGCCGCCGCGUUGUAA
Molecule: messenger RNA, 612 nt
Organism: Cladophialophora yegresii CBS 114405
Lineage: Eukaryota; Fungi; Ascomycota; Eurotiomycetes; Chaetothyriales; Herpotrichiellaceae
Exons: 1
Coding region: 1-612 (203 amino acids)
Source: RefSeq, a predicted model, not a curated record